Molecule: messenger RNA, 712 nt
Organism: Annulohypoxylon truncatum
Lineage: Eukaryota; Fungi; Ascomycota; Sordariomycetes; Xylariales; Hypoxylaceae
Exons: 3
Coding region: 305-667 (120 amino acids)
Source: RefSeq, a predicted model, not a curated record
UAAGGCUCGGGUGAUUACCACGAGAUAAAUAAAAUUGCGUGUUAAGGGUGUUAAGGGGACUGAGGACUCUUCCCUUCCUUUCCGUGCCUUACAUCUGCGCAGUACUAUUUAGUAUAUGGUCUCUGCCCCAAAAGAAACCUUUCAUUGCGACCACAAUAGCACCCUAGUUGCCUAGUCGAACUACCUAUUGUUCCGUAAUUUUAUCAACUCAAUUAAAGACGCGAUCGCGCGCCGAGUCUUACAAUUACUUACCACUACCACCCACUUUACCUUCAACGCUCUCGUCAACGUCGAACUUUCUACAAUGCACAAGAUACCAGUGGACUUGACCAUGGCCUGGUACCCGCAUAUUCCCCAGACUGCUCUGUUCUCGGACGGAAUUUGGAAUACGAUUUCAUGGAUCGCAUUCUUUUUUAAAUUAGCAAGCCUAGCUUUUGCCGUCCCCGUCAUGAGCCUUAUCCUCUUCGAUUUCUGCCUUUGGCUUUGGCGACUGAACCAACCGCAACCUAAGGACAUUUCGGAACCGGGUCGCAUCUCGCGCAAGGGUACAGAACGAAGAACAAGCCUAGCUACAUCACCGAACGGCGCCAGCUCCACAACUGCGCUUGCGUCCGGUCCAUCCGCGAGUCAGAGACGUCCCGUCCACUCGGGACAUACCUACGAUUAGCCACAGGACAUGCGGAUGCUUAUAGGGUUAGAGACAAACGACAAU